CUCCAUCACUCCGUUUGGUCAUUCCCAGCUGAAAAAGAAGAGAAAGCAUAGCAAUUCGCCAAAGAAACAACCACCACCACCCGAUCUCCAUGGAAGUCUACGGUGACCUCGAGGCCGGCUGCCUCAGCCACUCCGCCUCGCCCCUGAAGCCGGCAUCCUCGUCGAGGAAGCCCGUCCGCUUGUUCUGCGACCCGUGCGACGACACCGACGAUCUCCUCGGCCACCGCCACUACCUUGACAUCUGCUGCAGCUGCCGGAAGCUCAUCGCCGGAAACAGAGACAUCUUCAUGUACAGAGGUGACAUGCCCUUCUGUAGCGAGGAGUGCAGGCAGGAGCAGAUCGAGAUCGACGAGGCGAGGGAGAAGAGGUCGAAGCAGACGGGGAGGGCGGAGGAGCAGCGGCAGAGACAGCAGAAGCAGAGCCCCCAGAGGAUCCCGGUCUGGGCGUGGUAGUAAGAAAUUUUGGCCACCGAAAACGUAGGAUUUAGCAGCAGUUCAAGGAGGAAAGCUUGGUGAGCUGGGUUAGCCCAGAUCCACGCUUCCGUCGUCAGUUCGACUGGCGGCGACAAUCGGCAGGAGGGUGGGCGGCAAAUCGUCUGUGGCCUUUUGUAUCCCAAAGUCCAAUAGGCUGGCUCUUCCUUUUGAUCUCCGAAGAUGGAGAGAUGAAGAGUCAAUCUUGUGUCUGAAUUAUCCCCGGUUUUUAUUUUGUUCCUUUGCACACUAUUGCACUUUUGCACCAAAAUGAAAAGUGCGUGUGGGGGUGCAUCCGGUGUCGCGUAAGGUGUAUAACCUGUUGAUAUGAAAGAAAUGAGAGGCAUAACAGAAAGUUCUCUCAAGUUUCUCAUUA
Molecule: messenger RNA, 846 nt
Organism: Brachypodium distachyon (stiff brome)
Lineage: Eukaryota; Viridiplantae; Streptophyta; Magnoliopsida; Poales; Poaceae
Exons: 2
Coding region: 90-452 (120 amino acids)
Source: RefSeq, a predicted model, not a curated record